ACUGUCUGUUUUUCAAACAGCUGUUUGGAUCAGGGCCGCCGUGCGUAAAACAUGUCAGCCGCACCCGGACAUCCUCCAGGUCUGUCGGCUCGUAAAACACAGCGCGCCUCUUCAUGUUGCGACAUUGAUGCUGCAGAUGAAGUGGGAGGAAACAAACAGCUCUCACACACUUUUCUUAUUCAUUAGAGAAGUUGACGUCUCACCAGCGCAGAACACAAAGAUGAGCGCCGCAAAGAAGGGCAAGAAGGACACAGAAAAGAGGUCCAAAAGUAGUCUCGACACUUCGACUCCACACAUGGACGGCGUCCCUGCAGACACGCUCAGUAAGGUGCAGAAGUACCUGGAGUGUUUCCACCUGUCUCUGGUGAAGCUGCAGGAGGUUUCCGCUCGGCUGAGGAAGGAUCUGGUUCGAGGUUUGGGGAAACACAGUCACUCCAAGGCGCCUGUCAAGAUGCUGCCCACCUUCGUCAGGGCCACGCCGGACGGGACCGAGAAAGGUGACUACCUGGCGUUGGAUCUCGGUGGAACAAACUUCCGAGUGCUUCACGUCCGUGUGGUGGAGGAGGAGCAGAAAGUGCUGAAGAUGGACAGUCAGAUCUGCGCCAUCUCGAAGGAAAUUAUGCAGGGGACUGGGGAACAGUUGUUCGACCACAUCGCCGCCUGCCUCAAUGAUUUCCUCGUCUCCCAGAAUCUGAAGGGACAAACUCUUCCUCUGGGAUUCACCUUCUCCUUCCCCUGCGAGCAGAAAGAAAUCGACAAGAGCAUCCUGAUCCGCUGGACCAAAGGCUUCAACUGCUCCGGAGUUGUGGGCAAAGACGUGGUGCUGUUACUGAAAGAGGCCAUUAACAGGAGAGGGGUCAGUCUCACAUGGGGGUUAUUUAAAGAUGUAGAAUAAUCUGAAAAUGACUUCAUCUUUUUCUUCAUAAGUCCAGUUAAAAACACAAAGAACAGAACAAAUCUUGGGAGUUUGGAUCCACUUAAACCGACGAGAAGUCCAGAAAUAGUUAAGAUGAUGCAUCGAACUUAAACAGCAAAGUAGCAUGCAGCCCAGCCUGCGUUUAUUUCCCAGAAUGCACCUCUAAAAUCAUUCAUUUGUGCUGUAAAGGGGCGACAUGUGGUCAUUGAUCCUUUUGCAUGUUUUUGACGUGAUAUUUCUGGACGUACAUGAAGCUGUUUGUUUGUUUGUUGUCUCUGAUUUACAGCGACGUGACAUUCUGUUGGUCUGUGUAGGAAGGUUAUAUAGUGUACACAUUAUAAAUGCCCGG
Molecule: messenger RNA, 1265 nt
Organism: Cottoperca gobio
Lineage: Eukaryota; Metazoa; Chordata; Actinopteri; Perciformes; Bovichtidae
Product: hexokinase-2-like
Exons: 6
Coding region: 128-895 (255 amino acids)
Biological process (GO): glucose 6-phosphate metabolic process; carbohydrate phosphorylation; glycolytic process
Cellular component (GO): cytosol; mitochondrion
Molecular function (GO): fructokinase activity; D-glucose binding; glucokinase activity
Source: RefSeq, a predicted model, not a curated record